Messenger RNA from Penicillium canescens, 483 nucleotides. RefSeq lists its product as uncharacterized. The record is from RefSeq and is a predicted model, not a curated record. The transcript has 4 exons. NCBI's taxonomy places the organism in Eukaryota, Fungi, Ascomycota, Eurotiomycetes, Eurotiales, Aspergillaceae. The coding region runs from base 1 to 483 and encodes 160 amino acids.
AUGUGCCGAUGGCAAGAGCUAUCUGAGGCCGUCGAGAGUUGGAUGAGCACAAGACCGAGUACUUUUGACCCAAUCUGGUAUAGCGAAGCCGUUCCGGGCAAUGGAAACCCUUUCCCAGAGAUAUGGUUCACGGCGGACUGGCAUAUUAUGGCAUUCGGUUACUAUCAUCUUGCCUGUAUGCUCUUAGUCAUUUACAAGCCAUCGCCUAAAUUUGCAGUCAGAGGGGUCCAUGGUACAGCUCGUGAGUCUGAUAUCCGGGUCAUGAAGCACGCUCGUGCAAUUUGUGGUGCAUGCAACAGUUCCCCUUCGACGGUGCCAUCGUUGAUCACGCUCUGUCAUUCCACCUUUAUUUGGGGUCCCUUGAUGACAGAUUUAGCAGAAAGGGAGGAAUUAAUGAGACUGCUGCGAGAUAUGGAAACGAAGCAUGCGUGGCCGACGAGUUGGAUAGUGAAUUCUCUAAAAGAAGAAUGGUCGACAACGUAG